Ectocarpus sp. CCAP 1310/34 is the source of this 2311-nucleotide messenger RNA. The record is from the annotation of a GenBank genome assembly. NCBI's taxonomy places the organism in Eukaryota, Phaeophyceae, Ectocarpales, Ectocarpaceae.
CCUUCUUCUUGUUCAGCCAGCACACUCUGUACCGCCGGGACGACUACUCCUUAGAACAAACACCAGUGGUUCAGGUACUAGGCCCAGCUACAAUCGGCGGAGCCAGCCAAUACUCCUCAGCAAGCUCUGUCCAGGUCUUUCGGACGCUCACACCGGGGGGAGGUGGGGGAGGGUAUGAAGACGUACACGCCGACGACAUCCGGCACCGUCCUCGAGCGCCUCGCGGGUGCUCUGGCCGUCUCCACCUUUAGUACCUGCUACUUCUACGCGGUGCUCUGGCUUCCCGCGGUGGGCCUGCUCUUCUUCUUUGUCUCCAGGACUGCCGCUGCUGCGGCCCUCGUUCCUUACGUCGUGUCGGCGGUGCUCCCGGCGAAAGCCCUUCCCUGGCUACUCAACACCUGGUUCUUUCGCUGCGCUUUGAAAUACCACGACUUCGAUGAGGUUGCGGAGACCUCCCAGGAAGAGAUUACUCUGAUCGAGAAGGACAAGAAGAUCAUCUUCGCGGCACAGCCUCACGGCGUCAUGUCCAUCACCGGCAUCUGCAGCGCCAUCAACAUGGCGCCGCGACCGACCCCGCCGACCUGCACUGCGGACGUGAUCCGGCGGAUACCCAUCAUGAAGCACGUCUUCGGGGUCUUCGGGCUGGUCGGGGCGUCGGGCCGCAGCCUGACGUCGACCCUCCGCCGGACGAGUGUCGUUCUCUACGUCGGCGGCAUAGCGGAGCUGUUCCUGUCUAACCCGUCGGAGGAGCGGCUAUACGUUGGAAAGCGCAAGGGUUUCAUAAAGCUGGCGAUGCAGACGGGAAGCGAGGUCAUCCCUUGCUACUACUUCGGGAACACCACCUGCCUCGAGAUUCUGCGACACCCAGUUUUGACGAGCGUCAGCCGCAAGUUAGGAGCUAGUAUCACUAUCCUCUGGGGGCGGUGGGGCUUGCCGAUCCCGAUGCCUGGCAAGUCGUUGUGCGUAAUCGGCAAGCCGAUAGGUAUCCCGAAGAAGGAGUUCCCCUCGGAAGAGGAUGUCGACAAAUACCACGCGGUGUACGUGAAGGAGGUGAAACGAAUCUUUGACACGUACAAAACACGCCUCCCGGACUACAAGGACAAGAAGAUCAUCAUCGAAACCUGAGUCUUAGUUUCUCGGGAGAGCGCGCGCAUGUGCGUGUUUGCAGCUGGAAGCACCGCAGUGCUUUGUUGAUUGUUCGUGCUGUGAACGCCGCCUCGGUGUGGUCGUCGAGUUCCCCCCCUCUCACAACGUUAGCGUGGGUGCGUGCGGGGGUACCCGUCGUAAGUAAAGUAGCAAUUUUGGGAUCGAUUCCUGCAGACCCAGCGAAAUUGUAAACAGUAUGCGGUACAACAGUCGUUCGACCCGGCACCUUUGAGAUCACGCACGUCCGCUUUGCGACAGCCACCAGAAAGGGAUUGUGUAACAAAUGGGAGAACGUCACAGAUUUCCCAUACUUCUCGGCCUGGUUCACACCACCAUUCCGGCGACUAGACGGAAUACUGCUUUCUGCUGCUAGCCCUUGAUUGUUGUGUGUGAGUACCCCCGUGGGGCAUCGUUGUCGGGCUCCCGCUGGUCGUUGGUCCAAUCCCGUUUGUGUACCCGAGAAGUUGAAGGCCUCCGGGGCCUCGGGGAUGUGCGUGUGUACAUGUGUCCUCCAGAGCAAGAAUAGCAAAAAAAUACGGGACAAGCUCCAAAUCCGUGCGCGGGUUAUGCGAUCUCUCAUUGAAGGAGCACCUCUGGGCAAAACUGCUGGAGGACAAAGUGUACACAUUUGCUUGCGAAGGUUGUUCCACGAAAUAUUUCGGAGCACGUGAGAAUGAUAGUGACGUAAUCACAGCGUGCCGUGCCGUGAGCACAACUUGUUGUUUGUUAGCUUACUCUCCCAUGCCCCUGUUGCUGGACGCUUGACAAUGGUCGAAUGCGAGUGGAAGGCCUUUAAAGCAUACAUCAUCUUGCCUGUCGCGGACGGGCAAAACAUUGAUAACCUUAAAGAAAGUAAUUUGCUUUGGACGGUCCAACCUCACACAGAAACCCCGUCGAUAUUUAUUGACGAUUCCCCUCGUCCAAAUCGGAUCGAGGCUCACUUUUCACUUCAUCGCCUCAUCGAGAAACGGGUUUUUCUCUAGUUGCUGCUGUUUCAUGGACGGGCAAUAGUAUCGACUCAACAAAUCUGUGAUGUGAUGGUGAUAGAUGGGUCUGGGUUUCUUGUGAGUGUGUGUCUUUGGAGUGUCGUAAGAGGCGGAGAGGUGGCAGGGGUCGGCGAGAUCGCACCUGGGUGCGCAAAGCAAUACAAGCACGGCGUGUUUUU